Molecule: messenger RNA, 2113 nt
Organism: Paraphaeosphaeria sporulosa
Lineage: Eukaryota; Fungi; Ascomycota; Dothideomycetes; Pleosporales; Didymosphaeriaceae
Product: replication protein-like protein A 70 kDa DNA-binding subunit
Exons: 4
Coding region: 77-1930 (617 amino acids)
Biological process (GO): DNA repair; DNA replication; DNA recombination
Cellular component (GO): nucleus
Molecular function (GO): DNA binding
Source: RefSeq, a predicted model, not a curated record
CCUCUCCACUCUCCACUUCCGCACAACACAACACCCACGCGUUACUUUAUCCCGACGUGUGUGUUACACCUCAAAUAUGGCAGAACAAGCAAUCACACAAGGUGCUAUCAGGAGCAUCUUCGAAUCCAGCGGCCCUUCCGUAGAACAUCCGGUGCUGCAAUGCGUGCAGAUAAAGACGAUGGAUCCCAAGGGGGGAGAAGGUGGCAAUGUCCAGCGCUUUCGUGUUGUCCUCAGUGACAUCCGAAAUUUCAUUCAGACCAUGAUCGCGACGUCGGCAAACGACAUAGUUCUUUCUGGAAAGCUCAAGAAGGGCUCCAUUGUUCGGCUUCUGAAGUUCAACCCGCAGCAGGUGAAGGAGAAGAAGAUUCUCAUCAUCAUGGACUUAGAAGUCCUUGACCAGUAUGGCGAACAUGACAAGAUCGGUCAGCCGGAAGCGCUCGAGAUUGUGAAAUCGGAGCCGCAACCCGCCGCCAUCUCCGGGGGCGGUUUCUAUGGCUCGCGACCCGAGCAGCAGCAACAGGCACCGCAGCAACAACAGCGAUCGCUUCCCGUCCAUCAGAACAACCAAGGUACCUCCACGCACCCGCAUCUGUACCCCAUUGAGUCGCUGUCUCCGUAUGCACACAAGUGGACGAUCCGCGCGCGAUGCACACACAAAGGCGAUAUAAAGACAUGGCACAACCAAAAGGGCGAGGGAAAGCUGUUCUCUGUGAAUUUGUUGGACGAUACUGGCGAGAUUCGCGGCACGGGCUUCAACGACGUUUGCGAGCGACUGUACCCAAUCUUCGAGGAAGGCGUGGUGUAUUAUAUCUCUGCGCCGUGCAAGGUGACACUAGCAAAGAAGCAGUUCUCAAACCUACCGAACGACUACGAGCUCCAAUUCGACAGGGACACAGAGGUUGAGAAGGCUGAAGAUCAAGACAACAAGCCCCAAAUUCGGUACAACUUCACGAAAAUUGGGGACCUUAACAACGUGGAGAAGGAUACUACCAUCGACACUAUCGGUGUGUUGAAGGAAGUCGGCGAAGUCAGCACGAUCACGUCCACAAAGACCAACAAGGACUUCAGCAAGCGAGAGCUGACACUAGCUGAUGACAGUCAAACGUCUGUUAGGCUCACAAUAUGGGGUAACUCAGCUCAAUCGUUCGAGGCGCCUCUGGAGUCUAUAAUUGCUUUUAAGGGCGUCAAAGUUAGUGACUUUGGUGGCCGAAGUCUGAGUCUGCUGAGCUCCGGAAACAUGACCAUCGACCCCGAUAUCGAUGAGGCACAUAAGUUGCGUGGAUGGUUCAACGCUGCUGGUCAGAAUGUAACGUUCUCGACCCAUCAAAACAUGGCGUCUGCAGGUGGCGGUCAGAGGAACGAGACUAAGCUCAUCUCUCAGAUCACGGAAGAUGAGAAUUAUCUACAGAUGGACGCGCCCUCAUACUUUAAUCUGAAGGCAUCUGUCGUCUUCAUAAGGAACAGCCCUACGUUUGCGUACCCGGCCUGCUCUACUGAAGGCUGCAACAAGAAGGUCAUCGAAGAGAACAGCGGCGAGUGGUGGUGCGAAAAGUGCCAGAAGAAGUGGCCUGAACCGUUGUUCCGAUAUGUCCUGGGCAUCAACGUCUCUGAUCACACCGGUCAGAUGUGGUUAAGCUGCUUCGACGACACGGCCCGCACAAUCAUGGGCAUGUCGGCCAAUGAUCUCAUGAAGCUUAAGAACGACAGCGAAGAGAAUUCUACCCAAGACUUCAAUACUGCUAUGCAGGAGGGUACAUGCAGGACAUUCAACUUUAGGGUUAAGGCCAGGAUGGAGACGUACAAUGACCAGCCCAAGCCUCGGUACCAGGUGAUGGGGAUCAGCACACUCAACUAUGCCCAGGAAGCCAACAAGCUUGCGCAACUCAUCAAGCAGUACGACAUGGACGGUGACAGCUUGUUUGUAUCAUAGAAGAAUGGGCUGGAUGUGCCGAGGCUGGAGCCGGUCUUGUGUUGCUGCAGUUUUGCCAUGGCGCGAAGUCAUUUGAAAGUCGCGGUAUAUGAAGACGUGCGACAAACGUUGACCAUUCAGCAGUUGACAGGAUUGUAGCUAUAUGACUGUGUUAAUGUCACGUAAAUGCAUUGAAAACGAGCC